Molecule: messenger RNA, 342 nt
Organism: Cyprinus carpio (common carp)
Lineage: Eukaryota; Metazoa; Chordata; Actinopteri; Cypriniformes; Cyprinidae
Product: zinc finger C2HC domain-containing protein 1A-like
Exons: 3
Coding region: 1-342 (113 amino acids)
Source: RefSeq, a predicted model, not a curated record
AUGUUUCUGUGUCUGCAGUACAGACCUCCUCCACCAAAGGUGGCAAACUCUCCUGCUGUAUCCACAGUGUCUUCUCGUCUACCUCAGCGCUCAGCCUAUGGGCAGAGUGCUGGCACAGGUAUUCCUAGCAGCAAAACCUCAUCCACUGGCACAGUGAGGAGUGUAUCAUCAGGAUACUCUCCAUUACGAAACACCUCAUAUGGCUUGACCAGCUCUCCCUCUGAAGGGAACAUGAAACCCAAGGUCAUGGUUUCACAAAGCUUGCUGAGGAAUCCACCUUCUGGUAUAGGGAUGAACAAGAAGAAGGUCCAAAAUGUGAGAGUGACUUCUUGUGGUGAAUAA